AUGGAGAUGGCACUGUAUGAGAGAAAUGGGCUGGCUUCAUUCUUUCUUCUCUCCCUUGAAGAAACUAUGGUUUCGCGUCAAUUCUGCUCAAAAGAAGAGAAGAGGAAUAUACAUAUUAUACGAGGACGUGAAGUCAUGUCCAUACGAAGAUGUGCAUGUUUUAUGGUCUAUACUCGUGGAAUCUCACCCACACACUCUGCAACUCAAACAAUAAUUAAAAACUCCAUUUCAUUAGUGUUGCAUAACUCUCUUUUUGGUUCAGAGGGGUCAUAUACUGAUCGAAUGUUCUCGCAUCAUGCUCAAGGACGAAACAAAGGAAAAACUUGUUAACGAGAUGAUUCAUAUAUAUAUGUUUUCUCUCUUCACUUGUACAUAUAAUAUAUAUACACAGAGAUUCUCUUUCCCAGACGGUUUAUAUCCUCUCUCGCGACUAUAUAUUUAUGUAUGUACGGUUAUAUACUUAAAUAUCGGUAUAUACAAUUUAAAGAAAAUAUCGG
Thlaspi arvense is the source of this 497-nucleotide messenger RNA. Lineage: Eukaryota; Viridiplantae; Streptophyta; Magnoliopsida; Brassicales; Brassicaceae. The record is from the annotation of a GenBank genome assembly.